Molecule: messenger RNA, 3162 nt
Organism: Heterobilharzia americana
Lineage: Eukaryota; Metazoa; Platyhelminthes; Trematoda; Strigeidida; Schistosomatidae
Source: the annotation of a GenBank genome assembly
AAUCCGAAUCCCAAGGUCGUGUGCUUAGUUGACGUUUUCUUGUGAGUGCUGUUACUGAGGGGAUUCCGGAAUAGGGAGAUUAAGCUUCAAAAGUCAUAUAUUGACCGGAAUAUGAAACGCAAAAUAUAUAGACUUUCUGGAAUUUUACUUGAGACAAUUAUUAUUAUCGUUCUUAUCACUGACAGUGGAUGUCAGGAAGCUGUAACCAACCAAAAAUUGAAAGCCAAUGAAUCUUCACUAGACAAGAGUGAAAACACUGUUCAUACCGGUCCACCACUGUCAACAAGUUUAGGAUAUGGAUUUCUGUGUAUAACACUAGUCAAUUUAAGUGCUCUGUUGGGUGUUAUAUUUACAGUUCUCAAAAAAUACAGUUUCUUUCCUACACUACUUUCAUUUAUGGUUGCUACUGCUGUUGGCUCACUAUUAUCUACUUCUAUAAUUGUACUUAUACCAGAGGCAUUAGAAAUCGUUGGUAAAUCGGAUGACAAUCAUCCUUUGGGGGGCCAUUGGUAUGUCACUAAGUCGAUAGCCAUAUGUGCAGGUGUCUUAUUUUUCUACAUCUUAGAAUUCCUUCUACGUCUUCUUCCACGAUGCUUUUCGAAAAAUAAUAUGAAACCUAAUUGUAAUCCAAGCCAUUUCCAUGAUCAUAAUCAUCUUUCAUAUCAUCAGCAACGGAAAACUCCGACAAUAAUAGCUGUUGAGUUGCAUAUGGAUGGUGAUAAAGAUGAUCUCGAUCUUGAUUCCACUCCCAGUCAUCAAAAUCAUUUGCAGUCAAAUAAAUCACACAUAAUAAGAGGUGAUACAAAUGUACGAUGUGAUUCACCGAAUGAAGAUUCGAUGAAUCAUUUGCCAUCAUAUGAAGAGCUUUCUACUGAAGUCAGUAAACCUGUAAAUGAUGAACGAUUAGACUUGGAUCCAUCAGUUGCAGUUUCACCUCAUACAAUGAAAAAACGUAAAACUUGGGCACAAAGAAUCCGUGAUUUAGAGCCAGUUGGCUGGAUGAUAUUCAUUGGAGAUAGUGCACAUAAUUUUAUGGAUGGACUGUCUAUAGGUGUUGGAUUUUCUCAAAAUAUUGGCUUGGGUAUAAGUUUAACAUUAGCUGUUCUGUGCGAAGAAAUUCCACACGAAUUAGGAGAUAUUGCUGUCCUCUUACGCUCUGGUUUAAAUGUACCAUUGGCUAUGGUGUUUAAUUUUGCUUCUGCAUGUACAGCUUACAUAGGAUUCUUUAUUGGGAUAUCUGUCGGUGAAUUAUCUCAUGUAGCACCUUAUGUAUUUGCUGUUACGGCUGGCUUCUUUUUGUAUAUUGCACUUGCAGAUAUGUGUUUAACAAUGAAAUCCAGGACGCAAGUUUCUUCCCAGUUGGAACUCGUCAGUGAAUAUUGUUGUUUCCACUGAGACUGGAAUCCAGAAAUCAUCGCUUCAAAUGCCAUAAUGUUAUCAACUAGGCUAUCCAGUCGUGGUAGCCAAUCGUUUUGCGAUGGGUUAAGCUUUGAUGUAAUUUUCUAUCGUUGAUUGGAUCGAAUUGGCCAAUCGCCAUUGAUAUAUGAACUCUUAUGUGGAUGUCUUGAUAUUAUCGAUUACUUCAUUUGAUAAUAAUGAUGAAUGGUGGAUAACAGUUGGAAUUAGAGAUUUCAUGGAUUUCACAAUGGUAUACUUUCGUCGAUAUAUUUUCAUACUACUCAUAUCUAUAUUUUAAUGAAAUGCAAUUUACUGUUUUCUUCAGCUUCCUGAGAUGCGUGCAAUGGAGGAUGCGAAAAGAUUAGAGACCGAUAGUAUUUGGGGCAUAUUCCUGACUAAUCUUGCCGGUUUAACCUUUGGCUUUGGAUGCAUUAUAACAAUCACAUUAACUAGUCAGUACAUUAAUAUUGGAUAAUUGUGAAUGAUAAUAAUAAUUAUUAUAGUUGUCAUUAAUUAUUAUUAUUAUUACUGAUGUAAUACAAAUUCAAUGAUGACAACCAGAUGAUUAUACUCAUUGUUAACUUGAUCAUUUCAUACAUUUUUCUGUGUGAUUUUUCCCGGUUUUUACCCUAUUCUUUUUUUUUAUAUUGACGAUGUCUGUUAUUAUGCUUCAGCUUGGAUUUGUACUCCAAUAACAGACCAAUUGCAAGCUUCCACUUCGAAUCAAUUAUAACCUAUCAACAUCGAUUUUCUGCCCUUUUUUUUAUGAAGGUGUAGAACAUAAGUUUUUCACUGACAACAUCUAUUUAUCUUCUUCUUUAUCUAUCGGUUUUAUCUUUGUACUUUAUAUGAAGUCGCUCAGUGUGAAUUUAUUGAUUAUUUUAUCGUUGGUAUUCUACUCGUUUAUAUCUUCUUUUUCUGUUUGUUUCGUUGUUUUAGUGUCUUUUUUAUUCGCUUCUCUGUUUGUUUUUUUACUGUAAUCACCAAUAUCAUGGAUGAAAUUACUCUGAUUGUACUGCUACUACUCCUAUUUUGGAAAAAAUGUCAUUUCUCACUAGAAUGUAUAGAUUAUAAAUAGUAUGUGAAUCCAGAAAGGCCUUUGCAAGUAACCGAUGUAUGUGUAUGUGUGUACAUAUGUGUGAUAUGCCGUUUUGUACAAACAUAUAUACACUUCUAUAUACUGUCAUUUCAUUGUGAUACGGUUUUAUGCUAGACCUAUACAGUCUUUUGCCAGUUAUUCAACUUUUAAACACCAUCUUGUUAUUACUAUUAGUUUUGAUCCAAUAUAUUUCACUGUAUUUCUGUAAGAGAAAGAGAAUUUAUUGGUGUUUUUAACUUGCACUCACUGUAAUCUAUGAGCAGCCUGAUCCUCUGUGAUAGAAGUAAUUUUUCUUCUACAUAAAGAUGCAUUACGAAGGAUUUUUUGCUCUCAUUUACAAAUAGAUAUUAACACACACACCACUGUUCAUUGGUCAGAAAGUGUUGAGUGUAUUCGGUGUUCAACUUCCCUUAUGUGUCAUGGGCUAAAAUUUUAGAAACUUUAAGACAUAUUGAUAGUUUAAUGAUUCACUUUCAAAAGGUUUCACACUUAUUCUUGCUUCAACUGCUAUUUUCGAGAAUAUAAUUUGCGUCUAUUAUCAUUAUGUACAUCUUCGUGGCAGACUUCCGUCAAAAGGAACACUUUGCAUAUGUAUAUGUCAACAUUUUAAAUAAAAUAAACUAUGCAGUAACGUAUAGAGUAAGUUACCUUCUAGACAGAAAUUG